AACUUAAGGAUGUUCGUCAAAGACAGAGUGAACAGGAUGCUAACGUUGCAAAGACAUUAAAGGACUUCACUGCCCAAUUGAAAGAUGACUUUGAUACAAAUGUUCGACCAAGAAUUACGAACUUAGAAGACGAAGCAGUUCAUGUCGAAGAGGAAAUGGCAGAAAUGAAGAAAGAGGAACAAGAAGACCACACAAGAGGUCUUCAUAAUGAAGCAGGCCUUAUUGAUGCAUCGAAAUUUGUUAAUACUGAACAUGAAAACUAUCAAGAGAAUAUGCAAGCUAUUAAUAAAUUAUUUGAUGUCGUUUAUAAUAGAUUAUCAUCUCUUGAACAUGCAAAGGCAGCACAACCACUCAAACCUGAACAACAACCAACUCAAAUCACAAAUACUAUUGUUCAAUCAAGCAGAGUUUCAUCCAGAGAUAAUUUAGAAUUAUUAAUUGCAAGGUUCUUACCAACAAUUAAGAUGAAUAAGGUUGAAAGGGAUAUGAAUGUUCAAUCAACUCCAAAUGCAGCAUAUGUUAUCGCAGAGGACGAGAAAAUCAAAGGACGUCGUGAUCCAGAUAUCAUGACUAAAUUAAUUGAUUUACAAUCAAAAUUUGAAACAAUGAGAAUUGAUCAAUAUGAAUGGGGUAAACUUGCUCGUCCAUAUUUUACUGGGGAUUUGAAAACAUCCUAUAGAAACAAAGCACGUUUUCCAGAAGAUCCAAGUAAAGGGAUCCAAUGGAGAGAUGUGUCUUUUUUGGUCGCCAAAUGUUGUAACUUGCCAUUUAGAAAUAGGCAAUCAACAGAAGAAUUGAUUAACAUCAAUCCAAAACCAGGUCAACUAGUCACUGAAUUCAUCAAUCAAUUGGAAGAACAAGCUGAUCAAUUAGUAUCUUAUUCGAAUAGUUUUAUCUCAACUCGUAACAUAAUUUUGGGAAAGUUGCAACAAUAUUUUUCAGCUGAAAUUGAAUUAUAUGAUUUAGAAUAUGCAAGACAAGAUACAUUUUUUGAAGAUUUAGAAAUUGCUUUCUUUGGAAAGAGAUUCCCAGAUCUGAUUAAAACAAGUGAAGUAGAUCCAAAUCUUGAAAUGUUCUACAUUAAUAAAUAUUCAUCAAAUCAAUAUGGCAAUAAAUAUAAGUCUCAAUUUAAACCAUGCACGUGUGACAACCCCCAAAACAAUUGGAGAAAUAAGAAUAAAACCAAGAAGUUUGAGAAGGAUGAGAAUAAGAAGGAGAAUUUGUCGAAGAUUAAAUCAAACAACAAUGAAUACCCAAGGUAUAAAGGUAAACGUAAAGGAAAGAGAAUCUAUGAAGUGGAAAUUGCAGUUGAUGAUGAGGAAGAUUUGACUUAUCAAAAUAUGGAAGAUUUAAUUGAAUGGAGUGAUGAAGACGAAGAAGAACUUCAGGAUGAAAUCGACAAUGAAGAGAAAGUGAAAGAUCUCGCAAUUGACUUAUUGGAUUCUGGUUCAGCAGCAAAUUUUAUGGAUUAUAAACUAUUGAAAUAUUUUACAGGCUACAAACUAUUGAAAGUGAAAGUACCAAUGAGAGCCAUUGCUGCAUUUGAUGAAACCCAAGCAAUUGAACAUGAAACUGAAAUUACAUUGCCAGAACCACUAAAUACCAAAGUGAAAGUAUAUUUGGUGCAUGAUUUAGACCAAAUACUUAUCGGUGAGCAGACCUUGAGAGAAUGGAGAUAUUCUAUUGAUGAAGAAGGAAGUAAAGUUUGCCUUUCAAAUAAUAAAUGUAUAUUACUUAUGCCAAAUUAUCCAAAUAAAAAAAUCCAAAAAAAAGAAGUUUAUUCUAUGCAAAUUAAAACUACAAAAACCCAAACAACAAAUUCAAAUUCAACUUAUAAAACACAACUUAUAAACAAAUACCCUGAAUUAUUUUCAACUGAGAAUAGAAAACCAAAGGACAGAACAUUUAAAUACCACAUUCUAACAGAAGAUGAAAUACCAGUUUUUCUGGUCCCAUAUUUUGCCACUCAUGAAGAACAAAAGGUCAUUGAAGAAUUUAUUACUGAGAAGAAGAAAGCAGGAAUCCUUGUAGAUGAAAUCCCAGGCUCUUGGUUGAGUCCCAUAUUUACAGUGAAGCAGAAGACGAAAUACAGAGUAGUAGUGGAUUUGAGAAGAAUCAAUGCCAAAACCGUCAAACAACCCGUAUAUCUACCAACAUUCAAAGACUUAAUCAAUGUAUUGAAAAAUCUGAAGUAUUUUUCUGUAUUUGAUCUUAAGGCAGCCUAUCAUCAGAUAGCUGUUGAUGAAGAAACAUCUAAGAAGUUUGGAAUUAUAACUCCAUGUGGAAAUUUUAAUUUUACAACAUUGCCAUUUGGUGCAGUGAAUUCACCAUUUGUUUUCUCUAGUUUCUUAAACAGAAUAUUACCCAAGCAGAAUGUUUUUGCAUACAUGGAUGACAUUCUCAUCCAUACAACCACAAUGAAAUUGCACAAGCAGGUUAUUGAACAAGUAUGUAGAAUUUUGAAUCAAAACGGUCUACAAAUGAAUAUGGACAAAACUCAAUUUAUACAAAGACAAGUGAAAUUUCUUGGAUAUCAAAUUGCUCAGAAUGCAAUAGCCCCAACAGAAGAUAAGAUAAGAGCAAUUCAGAAUUGGAAUAUACCACGUACAACCACCGAAGUUUGUUCUAUUGUCAAUUUCACUAAUUUUUUUAGAAAUUUCAUACCAAAUAUGUCGUCAAUGACAGGUCCACUUAAUGACUUAUUAAAAGAUAUCAAAGGGAAAAGAAAACCAAUCAAUCAUAAUCCACAAUCCAUUGAAGCUUUCAACAAACUCAAGAAAUGUUUAGUCCACCUACCAACACUUGCAACCUAUAAACCAGAUCAAAUAACCUAUGUUUUCUCAGAUUGUUCUGAUGAAGCCAUGGGCGGUGUCAUUUGCCAACUACACACACAGGGAAAUAGAAACUACUACCUCCCAAUCAGCUUUGCCUCUUUCAAAUUAAACCUAACUCAGAAAAGGUACUCUGCCAUGGAAAAGGAACUUUUAUCUAUCAUUACUAUUUUGAAGAAAUUCAAUUAUAUAUGCAAUGGAAAAAUAAUCGUAUUCACAGACCAUCAGUCACUCAGUAUCCUUCAAAGCAAAACAAGCAACCCUCCAAUGAGAAUAGCAAGAUUCCUUGAUGUACUUGGUGCUUAUUCACCUGAAAUCAGAUAUCUUCCUGGUAAAAAGAACUAUGUAGCAGACAUCCUAUCCAGAUAUCAAACCAUGAACAUUAAAGAUUAUGCUGAUGAAGCUGAAACAACUAAACCAAUAUUUACAGUAUCAAUCCAUGAUCUAAAUGACAACAAUAUUGAAGAUAUCAAAAAUCAUUUUGAAGAACAAUCCAAAGAAGUGUCUGAAGAGGAAGAAUUACCAUACGAAGAGUUUAAAUUGGUAAAUGGUGAACUCAAAGUCAUCAUUAAGAAUAGAUUAAUUGAUGUUGUAAGUAGAGAGAAAUACAAAGAUCAUGCAACAAAAAUCCACAACCUUCACCAUCCAUCAAUAAGAGUCACAGACUAUUUAUCGCAAAUGAGUUUAUGGCACCCUGAUCACAAGUUAAUCACCACUGAUAUCAUCAAUCAUUGCCCAUACUGCCAAACACAUUCCACUUUUUCUACAGUGCAAAGAGAACUUUAUAUAUUGGAACCUUUACAUGCAUUUGAAAGAUGGGGACUAGACUUUGUAAUCCUCAAUGAACAACAAGGUAAACGAUAUGUAUUAGUAGCAGUUGAAUAUAUCACAGGAUUGGUGUAUGCUAUGGCAACAACAAGUAUGGAAGCUGUACAUGUAUAUUGGCUCAUUAAAUGGAUAUAUCAGAUAUUUGGCAAACCUACUGAAAUAAUCACCGAUAAUGGAACAAGUUUUGUGAAUGAAUCUAUUAAGACGUUAUGUGACCAAUUAAAUAUCCAACACAAGCUUGCAUCAAAUUACCACCCAAUGACUAAUGGGCGAGUAGAAAAGGCAAAUGGUCUUUUGAAGAAGAUAUUGAAAGGUUUGACCAAUGGAACAAUGACAGACUGGCCAGAUUUCCUUGAACAUGCAGUGAACAUAUAUAAUUCAACUCCAUCAAUCUUUAAUCGAACACCAUUGUAUUUAGCAAUUGGAAAGACGACACCAAUGAAUGAAUUUGGAGAACGAAUGUAUCAGGAAUUCCAAACUGAGAAUAAUGACCAACGAAAUUCUGAAGAAGCAAAUGCCACUGAUAUUGAUAAUCAAAUGAUUAGAUUGUAUGAACUUGAAAUGAUGAACAAAGAUAGAGAGAUCAACACUGACUUGAAGAAAAGAAGAAUGACUAUGAUGAACUUGUUGAAGAAACCAUUUGGUAUCCCAGCUGGAUAUGCUAAAGGAGAAUGGGUACUAAAGAAGAAGAGAAAGAAGAAGAAGACUGACCCAGAUUAUGAUGGACCAUAUCAGAUUGUGAAAGUAAACUCAAACGAUGCUUAUACUUUAAGAAACAAAAAUGGAAGAGAAGAGAAGGGAACUUAUAAUGGUGAUAUGUUAAGACCAGCUUAUAUGUUUGAAGAUAGUCCAAUACAAGCUGCAAGUAAUUGGAAGAGAUCAUUACAAGAGGUAGAGAAGAAGUUGCUUACGAAGAUAGUUGAUGAAAUGAAUCAAUCCCCAGGGAGAGAAAGGGGAUGA
Hemisphaericaspora subhashii is the source of this 4619-nucleotide messenger RNA. RefSeq lists its product as uncharacterized. NCBI's taxonomy places the organism in Eukaryota, Fungi, Ascomycota, Pichiomycetes, Serinales, Debaryomycetaceae. Gene Ontology annotation, molecular function: nucleic acid binding. Gene Ontology annotation, biological process: DNA integration. The record is from RefSeq and is a predicted model, not a curated record. The annotation marks the transcript as partial. The transcript is spliced from 2 exons.